Molecule: messenger RNA, 2524 nt
Organism: Hymenoscyphus albidus
Lineage: Eukaryota; Fungi; Ascomycota; Leotiomycetes; Helotiales; Helotiaceae
Source: the annotation of a GenBank genome assembly
AUGCAGCUCCAUGAUCUUGAAAACAAAUUAGAGGUUGGAAAACAGCGUACAACUGUGAUCGAUGAAAAAGGGCAGUUCCAAAAAACAAUAAACGAGGUUUACGCCUCACUUGCGCGAGGAAACCAUCUUAAUCAGGUACAGGGAGAUGAACGUUUAGAAACACAACUUUUACCGUAGGUCCACAGCUUUUGUUAUCUUCUCCAAAUGAUGACUUCAUCGAAUACAUAGCACCAAGUUAUGUAUUUCCAUAUGAGCACAAACGCGGAACAUUCCGCCGUCAAAAUUGAACCUAGAGCUAAAACUUGAAAAGCCAUCAACAAGAAGCUCUCGAUCUUAUGUCUCAACGGGAAGAUGGACCCGUGUCUCCCGAGUAUUGCUUGUGGAAAUCUAUGGGUGACGCUGAUAAAGGCUGGUAAGAAACCUUCUGUAAUCACGAACUAUACAUACGUACUAAGGAAGUUAGGUAUCGCCAUGAUAUCACGAAACUGAAGACUCGAAUCAACCAUCCUGAGACUGGUGGCGGGAUUCUCGCUGAUGAAAUGAGAGUGGGGAAGUCUUUGUCUAUUUUGGCCUUAGUGACUCAAACCCUUGACGAAAGCCUACGUUGGGCACAUAAUUUGCCAGUUGAUGACGGAGAAGCUCUACCCCAAACGACGAAACGAUCAAGAGCAACAUUGAUUUUGGUUCCGUCAGCAAGUGUGUCCCACUAGACCCUCAUAUGUGCUCCGAUCCACUGACUGAACCAGUACUUAUAAACGAAUGGUUGAACGAAAUAAAAAAGUACUGUUUCAACCUCAAAGCUCGAGGAAACUUCUCAACUAACGUUGCAAUACAGGCACCUUAAAGUCAAGUUAAAUGUUUUGAAAUACCACGGGAGAGACCGCAAAAGUCUUCUCUCAAAGAUGGACGAGGCUGAUAUUGUACUGACAACGUAUCAUACUAUUGUAUGGGAGACUGAGAAAAGGUCAAGUUCUGGGAAAAAUAGAAAACCAAAUCCAAUGCAGAGUAUCGAAUGGUUCAGGAUUGUCCUCGACGAAGCGCAUAUCAUAAGACGGCAAAAAACAACAUUUAACUCAUCCGUUUCCAAAUCGAAGUCGCGUUCACGCUGGUGUCUCACUGGGACACCAAUCCAAAACAAGCUGGAUGAUAUUGGGGCUCUUUUCCCAUUUCUCAAAGUAAGAACCUUCGACAAUAUCACCACCUUUCGGCGAUAUGUUGGUAGUCCUUUCAAUGACUGCGAAAGCAACGAACGCCGUCCUCUAGCAAUCCGACAUCUCACGCUUCUCAUGGACUCAAUGUGUCUACGGAGAUCAAGAAAUCUAUUGCAUCUGCCAGAACCACAAAACAGAAUCCAUGUAGUACAGUUCUCAGAUGAAGAACGGGAUCAAUACGAGUACACGAAGAAAAUAAUGAAGCGCGCCCUUCAACAGCGAGUCAACGAAGAAAACCAAAACGGAGUUUUCGGGAUGUUUCAAAUUCAGUUGUAGCUUCGGAUUCUUUGCAAUCAUGGCACUUAUCAACAUUCAUUUUCAUGGACUAAUAAGAGAAAUUUGAUGGAUGAACGAGAAGAUGCGUUAUGUUCAAUGGGCAACAGUGGCGAGGUCAAAUGCUCUGUUUGUAAACAGUGUAUGCCUAUCAUGACGAAGAGUUCCUUCCAAACUUACCCAGGAAUCUGUGCUCAUGUACUAUGUUUUGAAUGCGCAGAGGACAAUAACCAGCUCAUGAGAGCUCAAGGCUUCGAGCUAUCUGGCUGCCCUAUUUGUGCUAUAAGUGGUGCACCCAAUAACGGCUGCGGACCCAAUGCGAACACCAAUACUCGGAGGGAGAACUAUUUGCGUAAUAUUGGUGUCUCCUCAAAGAUUAACGCGCUAAUUCGAGAUAUUCAAGUGGAUUUGUGGGAAACCAAAAGGUAAGUUGCAUCAAUGGCUUGUAGAAUUCUGGGCUGACUUUAUGGUUUCAACACAGCAUCGUCUUCUCCUGCUGGACGAACACAUUGGACCUCAUCGAGAAACACCUCCAUGAAUGCAACAUUACCUUUCAAAGAAUCGAUGGAGAUGUCAACUUUAGUCGCCGACAGAGGAUCCUUGAUGAGUUUUCGUCUUCUGACUCCAAAACACCCGUUUUAAUCAUGACUACGGGAACUGGUGCUUUUGGGUACUGCCCUCGUGAAGUCAUGCUGAAGAAAGACACUAACAUGUUGAGUAGUCUCAAUCUCCCGUCAGCGAAUCGUGUCUUCAUAAUUGAGCCCCAAUGGAAUCCGAGCGUAGAAAACCAAGCAAUAUCAAGAGCGAUACGAUUGAACCAGAAAAUCUCGGUUGUCGUGACACGGUAUAUAGUUGAUCGAACAGUUGAGCAGUUACUUCUUCCCAAUGAAGCUAUAUAAUUCUCUCGGAUACUAACGAUAUCACAGGAAAUAAGAUCACAGCAAGAGACGAAGAUAGAGAUUGCGGAUAUCGGCGUCAAUGCUACAGUUCAAAUGGAUACUGAGAUGCUGUAUCCAGGUUAUGGUAUUUCUCAUAUUUGA